AUGUAUGAUAUAUAUAAAGGAUUUUUCAAUCUUAAUAAACGAUUUGAAAAUUUAAUUAUUAAUUCAAAUUUUUUACAUAAAAUAAAUAUUUCAAAAAUAUCAAAAAAUGAUUUCAAAAAUUUUUAUAUCAAUAUUCUUAUACCAAAUAGAUAUCGAAUUAAUUUACUUCGUUUAUCAAAUCCAUUUGUUGUCGAGAUUAUUUUCUCACCACCACGUAUGGUUUUACAAUUUAUUCAUCUUGAAAAAUUAGUUCUUGAUAAUAUACAAAUGAAAUAUUUACGUAAAAUUUUUGAUUAUUUAAUGUAUUUACCAAAGUUUCAUUCAUUAACUAUUUCAAUCGGUGAUUAUAUUGAAUCAAUAAAUUGUCUUUUUUCUGAUUUAUUCAAUUUAUUGACAUUAAAAUAUUGUAAAAUUGAAUAUGAAACGAAAAAUUAUGAACAUUCAUUAUCUCUUUAUUUUCCUAAAUAUGAUUCUAGUUCAAUUCAAUAUUUGAUAAUAAAUGGUCGUUUUUCAUGCAAAUCAUUAAAUAAUUUAUUAUGUUCUCUUCCUAAACUUCAUCAUUUAUCGAUUAAAUCUCUUGUUCAUUCUCGAGGUUAUUUAGCAAUAGAAGAUUUAUCUCCUAUUCAAUUAAAAUAUUUAAAAUAUGUUUCACUUAAAUUUGAUUGCAUUUAUUUUGAUAACAUUGAAAAAAUUUUUAAAGGAUUUUUUCAUUAUGUUCAAAUUUUACGUCUUACAAUAAAAUAUGAUGAAGCAUAUUUAGAUGCUCAACGAUGGGAAAAAUUAAUUAUAUCUUAUUUACCAUAUUUACGUAUUUUUGAUAUAAAUCAUCAAAAUUCUAUGAUAAAUAAUAAUUUAACAUAUCAUGAUACAAUAAAUCAAUUUAAUUUGUCGUUUUGGACUAAAAAAAAGUGGUUUUUUACACAUCAACAUAAUUGGACAAAACGUUUAAAUACUGGAGUUUUUUAUUCAACAAAUCCAUAUAGUAAACAAAUAACAAACAUUUAUCUAAAUUAUUUUCCAAAUGUUACUCAUUUAACUAUAAAACAUUAUUUUCAAACAUCAGAUGAUUCGAUUAUAACAACUCUUAAAUCUAUAAUUCCUUUAGUACAACUUACAAAAUUAACUAUUGAAUCUGAUGAUUUUUCACUUGAAGAAAUUAUUGAAUUAUUACGUUUUAUACCGAAUUUAUAUGCAUUAAGAUUGAAUUUUUUAUCUAACAAGGAAACAAAUGCAAAGUUAAUCAAACAAAAUGAAAAAUUUCAAUAUGUAUCAAAAACAAAUAAAAUAAAAAAUUUAGAUCUUUGUCAAUGUUGUUCAUUGAAUCAAAUUCAAUUGAUUGUUAAUUUAUUUCCACAAUUAGAAUAUCUUAAAACUUGUAUGAAUCGAAAAGAAAUUGGACAAAUAAUAAAAUAUUUAUUAUCAAAAACUAAUAAUAAAACACAACAUUUAUUCUUUUUAUGUAUUUCACAAAUACCAAAAAUAUGUUUAAAGGAAUUAAAUGUUUUAAUUAAAUUAGAAAACUUACUUAAUGAUUAUUCUAUUAAGUUUAUUAAUAGUGAUUUAUAUUUAUGGUGGUAUAAAAAUGAAUCAGGGAAGGUUUUCUCCACUAUUGUAAGGACAAAACAUAGUGUUAUUCGGGCCGAUUAUGGGAUUGUUGAUCAAACUGAUCGAUUUCAAUCAAUUGAUGAAAUGAUUGAAAAAUUUGAUAUGCUUUAUGCUAGUUAUCAAGAUAUUCUUACGACUAUUAAAAAUUCUAAUGAAGAAUUAAAUGAUGUACAACGACAAUUAGUAUUAACUAUUGAAAAAAAAAAUAAUAAAAUAUCUUCAAUGAAUAAUCGUAUACGAGAAUUACAACAAUAUGUUAUUGAAAUUCAACAACAUAUUGAUAAAAUUCAAACUGAAAUAAAUAAUUAUCAACAAACAUCAAUAGAACAUUUAACUGAAAUUGGUAUAAUUAAAAUUGCCAUUGAAUCAAUGUUUGAUUUAGUAAAAAGAUUUAGUCAUCGUUAUAGAAAAAAAGAUUUAUAUCUUGAUAAAUAUUCACAAAUGAAUGACAAUCAAUAUUUACUUAUUAAAAUAAAACAAAUUGAUACAUUUCUUAGUGAUCUAAUUUAUUAUGUAGAUUAUGUUAAUAAUAAACAAAAUAAAAUUAUAUCAAAUAGAAAUUCAAUUAUUAAUGAUAAUCUAAAAAUUAAUUUAAAUGCAAUCACAGACAGUAUUAAUGAUAAUAAUCAAUGGCGGGGUCCAUGUCAAAUAGAUCGACAACAAACAUUGAUUACAACAAUUGAUAAACAUCCACAACAACCAUAUGUUUCAUAUAAAGUAAAUAUUUCUUAUACAGAAAGUUGCGCUGGAAAAAGUCAAAAACUUUUUAUCUCAAAUAUACUUUAA
This is a messenger RNA of Rotaria sp. Silwood2, 2391 nucleotides long. The record is from the annotation of a GenBank genome assembly. Lineage: Eukaryota; Metazoa; Rotifera; Eurotatoria; Philodinida; Philodinidae.